Molecule: messenger RNA, 900 nt
Organism: Naegleria gruberi
Lineage: Eukaryota; Heterolobosea; Eutetramitea; Acrasida; Naegleriidae
Exons: 1
Coding region: 1-900 (299 amino acids)
Source: RefSeq, a predicted model, not a curated record
AUGGAACUGAGAACACAAAGAUCAAAAAAAAAAAUGAAAAUAUUAUGCUUGGAUAAGGGACUUGGAUUUUCUUUCAAACAACACCUAUUGAAAUACUACAAGGAUAGGCGAUCAUUGGUGGUGGAGGAAAUAAAUUUAAAUUCAUUCCGAUCAAUAUUAUUAGAAAAUAAUUCAAAUGAAGUUAAUGAUGAAUUAUUCGCAGCACUUGAUAUGAAAAUUGUUACGGUUUCGGAACCAACUUCAUCGAAUGAUGAUUAUGAAGAGGAUGAAUCGUUUAUGAAUAGUAUUACUCUGAUUGAGAAGACCAUAAAAGAAUAUCAACCAGAUAUUCUGUUAUGUUCGAGUCGUGGAGGAAAGUACAUUGGAAAACUCAUGAAGGAUUUGAUAUGGAAUGGACCUUGUGUUUUAAUAAGUGCCUUGAUUGUUCCUUCAAUGAUGGAUUUAAAUUCCUGCUCGACUGCAAUGAUAUUUGCCUAUGGAUAUGAAGAAAAGACUGUUCCUCGACCAAUUAUGGAAUUUAUCAAGGCAUUCCCAAAUAAUAAGAUUGUACUAUUAUCCUAUGAGAAUGAAGAUCAUCACAUGUCUUCAUUGAUACAAUUAGAUUUAAUGUUAAAGGAGGAUUGGAUGAAUACAGCACUCGAAAAUGUCUGUCAACCAGUAUCGAACUAUAGGAAUGCAAGUAAUGAUUCUGUAUUCGAGAAUAAGAAACUUUCACUUUUGGAAUUAAUUAUUCUCAGCAUUGUAAUUUCAAAAAUUGAAAAGAGAAACAUCUCAAAAUCAAAUCUACCAAAUAGUGGAACAACUGACAGCAAGCCAUCAACGAUGAGAAUGGGAAAUAUGCUCAGUCCAUCCAUGCUUAAAGGAGGAUUAGGGGGAUUAAGAAAAGUUCAAAAAGAGUAG